AUGCGCACUGUAUGCAGUGUGCAUGUGCUGUGCAGUGCACAGCAUUAUAUGCGCUGUGUGCGAGGCUUACGUGCAGUGCUCAUGAACUACAACGAGAUCGAGGCAAAGGUCCGCGCCGCCACGAGUGGCGACCCGUGGGGUGCAAGCUCGACGGAGAUGCAAGAGAUUGCGGCGGCGACGCACAGCUACACGGCGUUCAACGAGAUCAUGCCGGUCAUCUACCGGCGACUGACGGAGAAGACGGGGAACGAAUGGCGGCAGGUGUAUAAGGCGCUACAGCUGUUGGAAUACCUGGUGAAACACGGGUCGGAGCGGGUGGCGGAGGAUGUGCGGGCGCACAUCUCGCUAGUGAAGGUGCUGCGGGGCUUUGAGCAUGUGGACGCUCGCGGGAGGGACCGCGGUGCAAGCGGUAUGUGAGGGUUUUUGCAUGCG
Messenger RNA from Pneumocystis jirovecii RU7, 432 nucleotides. RefSeq lists its product as uncharacterized. The transcript is spliced from 3 exons. The record is from RefSeq and is a predicted model, not a curated record. Gene Ontology annotation, biological process: endocytosis; Golgi to endosome transport. Gene Ontology annotation, molecular function: clathrin binding; phospholipid binding. Lineage: Eukaryota; Fungi; Ascomycota; Pneumocystomycetes; Pneumocystales; Pneumocystaceae. Gene Ontology annotation, cellular component: clathrin vesicle coat; plasma membrane; endosome. Bases 1 to 417 code for a protein of 138 amino acids.